CAAUAGUAUGAAAUUGUAUCAAUAUGGUCUUGAAAAUGACUUAAACCACAGUUCUUGCUCACUGUUAGUGCAUUUGAAAACAAAAAAAAAAAGAAUAAUUUUUAUAUGUAUGAUAACUCAUCUCUUUGUUUUUGCAUCAAAGAAUAAUGUUUGAUGCUUACAGAAAAUUUUAUCACUGCAAUGGAAACAUUUUUAAAAGUAAUCAUUUUUACAAUUUUCAAGAAAUCAUUAAUAACAUUUGUGUAUUGAAUAAUAAAUAGUUCUUUUGACAUUUCAAUUUCUAAUUUCAUUCAAUAUAAAAAUGUAUCUUUGAACAUUUUAGUAAAAUUGACUUUUUUUUAGGCAGACAAUUAUGAAUAACAUUAGCAAGCAUUACUAUCCCGAAGCUAUAAAACACUUUGGUGAAAUGUUUAUCAAAAUCAAAAAGCACCCUACUAACCCAAAAGUAAGGUUUAUUUUUAAGUUUCAUCAACUUGCAUCAUUUUCAAAUGAUUCAUAUGUGUAUUAAUUUGUGUAUUAUAUAUAGGUAUACAUUAACAGAUUUAUCUGCUAUAUCAAGCUUGGAAGGCUCACUGAGGCUCUAUUGGAUACCGAGAAAGCUCUUGAGUUAUGUCUUAUUUCUGUAGAAGACAUCUUUAGAAAAAAACAAGUGGAAAUGCUCAUGAAAGAUUUUGAUUGUGCCAUUGAAACAUUUGUAUUAGAUUAGCGCUUGAUCCAACCCGAUUUUGAGAUGUGUUAGAAAAUAUAUCAUUUUAACUAUUUUAUAUGCUUAUGUGACAAUGACUUUCAUUAACCAAAUUCUAAAUGUCGUAUAUGCAGAUGUAUGAUUAAUUAAAUUUCUUUAGUCCAUACUUUUUUUUUAUAGUUUCAGAGAUGAUUAAUUAAAAUUCAACAUGGAUAACUCAAUUUUAUUUACAUGUUAAAUGACAAAAUCUAUUAAUUAAUAUUCUCUUAAUCAGCCAGAAAUAGUUUUUUCUAACUUUCAGCCUAUUUUACUUAUUUCUACAAUGUUCACUUUUUUACAUUUGACUAAUUAUUUCAAGUCAUUUUAACAAUUUGACAUCUUUUUCAACGAUUAUUCGAUUAAUUAAAUUGUCACAAUUAAACAUUUUUAAAAAACUUAUAAAUAAAACAAGAUAAAAUAUGCGCACUACUCAUCACUAUGCACGUAGAUAAAGUCAUCAAGUUAUUAAGAAAUUAGCACCGUUUACUUUCACUCCAAUAUUUACUUUACAACCAACAAAAAAAAAAAAAAAUCCCCGAAACUAUAGAUCGCCGUUCAACGGCAAAUCUCGAUUUUUUUUCUCCCCCGGCGAUUCACUCCGUGAUGCCUUGAAUCGCCGAUUACCCAGCAACUUUCACCGACACCACAAAUACUAACUUUACUGUAGCAUUGAUUCCAAACCCCCCGCUUGGGAUUCGUGCUUUCGCUACCUCGAUUUCGUUCCCGAUCCGCUCGAGCUAGGGAAGAAGAACCUUCAGCUAUCUAUUUCAAAGCCUUGUUUCGAUUUCCCCACCAAAAAUCUCAAUAAUGAUGACCUGUUGGUGCUUGCGAGAACGGUCUUAGUUUCCUAUUUAGCAAGAGUUGGUUUUUAUAUAUUUGGUUCUUCUAUCAACAAUGGAAGCAUACAGAGAGGAAGCUCUUAGAGUGAAACAGGUCGCCGAGAGGAGAUUCGCUGAAAAAGAUUUCGCAUCCGCAAGGAGCUACGCAUUGAAAGCUAGGUCCUUAUCUCCUGAUUUGGAAGGUUUGGCUCAGAUGAUUGCCACGUUCGAAGUUUACUUGGCUUCUCAGUGUAGAAGCGGCGGCGGUCAAAUCGACUACUACGCGGUUCUUGGACUCAAACCCUCUGCUGGGAAACGAGACGUGAAGAAACAGUACAAGAAGAUGGCCGUCUUGCUCCAUCCGGACAAGAACAAAUGUAUUGGAGCUGACGGUGCGUUCCAUCUCGUAUCCGAAGCGUGGAAGUUCUUGUCCAAUGAGUUUAACAAAAGCACUUUUUAUUACAAGAGAAAGAAGCAUAUCGAGUCCUCCACGGUGGUUCAGAAGCACCGCGCAGAGUACGCGCCGGGAACUGCAGCGUUUGAUCGGUUUCCACCAUCGUCAUCAUCAGAGAGACUCGACACUUUCUGGACUGUGUGCACCUCUUGCAAAGUUCAGUAUGAGUACCUGAGGAAGUACGUGAACAAGAGGCUUUCGUGUAAGAACUGCCGCGGAGCGUUUAUAGCUGUAGAAACAGGUCCAGCUCCCGUUAGUGCACCUUUUCAUUACACGCAUCCAUCUCAUGCGCCUCCUCCUCUGCAUAGUAAUGGCUAUAGCUCGCAUAGCUACGAUGCACGCAUGCCCACAAACUCCACCUAUCUCUUAGGCCACCACUAUCCUUCGCAGGGACAUGGUUAUGAAUAUGGUUCAUAUGAUUGGAGCUCAUCGUACCCUGAAACAGCCUCCCCAGGGAAUCUUGAUUUGAAGCGUGUGUCCUCUGUGUCCAACGGGUAUCCUUACAAGCACAGCAAAUCAGUAGCUACCACGGGGAUAAUAAAUAAAGUUAAAGACGGUUCCAACGGGACAAGCUCGGUUAAAACCAAACCGGACGGUCUGAUCUAUGCUAACCCGCCCGGCCUUUCUACUCACACGGCUGCAGUUAAGGUCGGCAGACCUGAGAAGAAGAGCAGAGUAUUUAUUGAAGCGUCUGUUAAUGGAUUUGUUGAGAACCCUUUGAUGAGAUCUGCUCCAGUGUCGAAGACAGCGAAUGCAGAAUUCAAACUUCACGGCCAAAGCUACGGUUCAACUAGGCGGUGGUCUGCUGCAUCAGUACUGGAUACACGGAAGCCAUUACUUCAAAAGGCAAGAGCAGAUAUUAAGCAAAGACUGGAUUCAAUAAGAUUGGCUUCAGAGGCGGCAGCAGCAGCAGCAGCAACGGCGGCUGUUGAAGAAGACACGAGACCAGUUGAUUCCUGUAAGUUGGGAGAUGUUACGGCGGGGCGCAAAACCAGUGGGCCUAUAACGGUUCCAGACUCUGACUUCCAUGACUUCGAUAAAAACAGAUCGGAGGAGUGCUUUGAGCCAAGACAGAUAUGGGCAAUCUAUGAUGAAGAUGACGGCAUGCCGCGUCUGUACUGUGUGGUCAGGGAAGUGCUCUCUCUUGAGCCCUUUAAGAUUGACAUUGCCUACUUAAGUUCCAAAACCGACAUCGAGUUCGGGUCCAUGAAGUGGGUACAAUACGGGUUCACAAAGUCCUGCGGACAUUUCAGGAUACAAAACUAUGACGUAGUCGAACAAGUCAACAUCUUCUCGCAUCUUUUAAGAGGCAGGAAGACAGGGAGAGGUGGCUGUGUCCGAAUCUUCCCCAAAACUGGUGACAUCUGGGCUGUCUACAAGAACUGGUCGCUGAACUGGAACGAGUCGACGCCUGACGAAGUGAGGCACGAGUAUGAGAUGGUCGAGAUCCUUGAUGAGUAUACUGAACAGUACGGUGUGUGCAUUGCGCCUCUUGUUAAGCUGGAGGGAUACAAGACAGUGUAUCACAGGAGCGGGAAGGAGGACGGUAAGAAAUGGAUACCGAGGAGCGAGAUGCUGCGGUUUUCGCAUCAAGUGCCGUCUUGGUUUCUCAAAGGUGCAACUAGCGGCUUUCCUGGGAACUGCUGGGACUUGGAUCCGGCUGCAAUCCCCGAGGAGCUGCUUCACGUCGGAGCAGAAGCCUGAUUGAUGAUUCCAGUGAGGAGAAGGAAGGUUUCAGAUUUAGACCCAAGUGUAAUAGUUGUAUCAGCGAAGACUAGAGAUGUAAGAGAGAGACUGUUGACACGCAAAAGAUUCUGUUUGGUCACUAAAGCUUAUUGUAUUAGGUGAUGUUCAACGAGUAAACAAAGCGUAGUUGGUUUUUGUUUGCUCUCUUCGUCUCCUUCUUUUUACAUUAUUGACAUUAGCGAUGACAAAUUUUACAGUGCAGUUAUUAAAACUAGCAAUUUAUCUUUC
This is a messenger RNA of Brassica rapa (field mustard), 3970 nucleotides long. RefSeq lists its product as uncharacterized. The record is from RefSeq and is a predicted model, not a curated record. Lineage: Eukaryota; Viridiplantae; Streptophyta; Magnoliopsida; Brassicales; Brassicaceae.